AUGACAACAGAAGACAAUAAAGAAAAUAAUAUUGAUACUAAUUUAUCUGCUGCUGGUAAAGAAGAAACUAAAUCAAAACAAAAACAACAACAACAACAACAACAACAGGAAGUAGUGGAAGAAGAGGAAGAAGCUAAUUCAACUACUGUUUCAAUCAAAUUAAAUAAAGAUAAAAUAAAUACUAGUACUCAUUCUCCAUCUAUAAGUUCAUUAUCAUCUAUGGAAUCCACUGAAAAUUUAAUCAAAGAUUUAUCAAAGACAAAUUUACAUGAAGAUGAAGAAAACAAAUUAACAACAGAUACCCCGGGUAACAAGACUUCAUCAACAAAAGAAUUAAAUAUCGAUACUAAACAAAUUUUAACAGAAUCUAGAACAACCAAUAAAUCCACUACCAAUUCACCUAAAAUACCUCAAUCCGUCUACUCAAAAACUAAUUUCUAUAACGAUUUAAUUGAAAAAUCACAAUCAGAAAUUGAUAAAGAGAAAUUAAAAUCAUCAAAUCAAUUACCCAAAAAACCAAUAAAAUUUACAGUACGUAAAGUAUCUCACGAACCAAUAAAAUCACCAACUCAAUCACCGACAAUAGAAAGUUAUACUUCAUCUUCAUCAAAUUCACCAAACACAUCAACAAGUCAUUCUCAUCAUCAUUCUAGUCAUCAUUAUGGACAUUCACGGGAUGGUUCUUCUUCAUCUAAAAUUAGAAUAUCAUCUUCUGAUUUAAAAGAUAAUCCAGAAUUAAAAGAACGCCUCAAAUUAAAUCAUAUUCAAAGAAAAUAUGAUUCUUAUGAGCAUAGAAUUGUUAAAAUUCAAAAAGAAAUUGAAUUUUUAAUGGGAUUAUUACCUCCUUAUAAUGUUGAAACUGAUUAUAAUACAAGAGUUAAAAUAAAUAGAGCUAUAGAUAAAUUAAAGAUGAAACAAGAUGAAAUUGAGAAAAAGAAAUAUAGUUUGGGGAUUACUUUGAGUAGAUUAUGGAGAAAUCAUGAAGGUAGUGAUAUAUGGGUUAAAAAAUUUGAUCAAAAAUGA
Messenger RNA from Insectozyma verbasci, 1023 nucleotides. The record is from the annotation of a GenBank genome assembly. Lineage: Eukaryota; Fungi; Ascomycota; Pichiomycetes; Serinales; Debaryomycetaceae.